Molecule: messenger RNA, 2193 nt
Organism: Penicillium daleae
Lineage: Eukaryota; Fungi; Ascomycota; Eurotiomycetes; Eurotiales; Aspergillaceae
Exons: 3
Coding region: 1-2193 (730 amino acids)
Biological process (GO): cytoskeleton-dependent cytokinesis
Cellular component (GO): septin complex; microtubule cytoskeleton; cell division site
Molecular function (GO): molecular adaptor activity; GTPase activity; GTP binding
Source: RefSeq, a predicted model, not a curated record
AUGCGGCCAGUUCCUGACGUGCCAGCCUUCUCCCGCAAACCCUCUGCGGACCCUCUCUCCUCGUGCUCCUCGUUAGAUCCCCGCACUGCUGCCCCCGCAACCUUCUUCCUAUCCCGCAGCCCGCAUGCCUCCGAUACAGAACGCAGCCCCUCGCCAGAUGCAUCCGGAGACCCCAAAGAAAGCAUGUACGGUGUGCACAGUCUAGCAGAGACACUUGCUCGAUCAGAGCUUAGAGACAGUUCACCCCGAGACUUCCCCGCAGAAAAUCAACGGACACGAAGCUCGUCGCCAGGAUCGGACAAUAUGCGAGAUACACGGUGCUCACGACGACGGUCUACAAUCAGACCGUUCGAGUCUGAUGAUACUCGGGAUACAUCUUUACAGGCCCCUGCCUCGGAUACGGUCUCUCGCCCGCUGACUCCAUUUCAUCCCGACGAUCCAUCGUCGCUGCCCAGCAGCCCAAAGUCCAUUUCCAAUCAGUCUCUCCGACCGUUAGACGACAUCUCGAUCACCGAUGAAAUCAAUAGCCAGGCGAUUGGGUCGGGGGAUGAGGAAGAGCGACCCCGGCCCUCGCCGCGGCUAGGGUUCGCUGGAGCUUCGCAGUUGAUCAUGCCCAGCAUCAAGAUGCCAAGUCGACGGCCAUUUACAGAGCGGGGAAAGGCAAUGGGUAGAUUCAAGAUGCUUGUGGCUGGAGCACCAGGCACCGGCAAAACCUCCUUAAUCAAAGCCAUUGUCCAGACGUGCGAAGAUAUCGUGCAUGUUGAUUCUAUCGACUCGCUCUCCGUGACUGCACUAGAGCGGCGCCGUUUCUUGCGACCCCACUCCGGGUCCACCCCCACUCGCGGGAUGCCCACCACUACUACGGAGAUCUACGCUAGCACCAAGCCGUAUCCUUCGUGGUGGUCGGACUUGGAGGACUCGCGUGUGCUUCGACGGCGCAAAAGUAUAGGCGAAAUUGUGCUGGAGCGGAACUUGUGCUUUGUGGAUACACCGGCUACCUCGUUGAGUCGUGCAGGGCAGACCGAUUCUAUUGUGCAGUAUAUGCGACAGCAAUUACAGCGGGCGACAGCAGCGGUUACAGGAUCAGGUGUAGAUUUUCAAAAUUUGCUUGCUGGAAACGGUGGGACCCAGGUGGAUGCUAUUUUAUACUUGAUCUCUCAUGAUACACUAUCUACGGACGUUGAAUGCAUUCGCAAGCUCUGCGAGCUAAGCAAUGUCAUCCCACUCAUCGCCAAAGCAGACACCCUCUCCCCCGAGAAUCUCACAUAUCUUAAAGACCGAUUCCAUCAAGAGGCCCAAGACGCCGGCAUUAAGCCCUUUAUGUUCGGCGACUCGCUCGCCGGGGGAUUCGAUGAUCAAACCUCCCAAUCUCCAUAUGCCGUGUCAUCCGAGAAAACCACAGAUCUGGAAGUCAUGGACGCUAGUACCCUCAUGAGCCCAGACUACGAACAGCCUCUUACUCCAUCCGAGCUGGACAUCCUCGUACAGAAACUAUUCGACCGGGAUAAUCUCGCCUGGCUGCGCCAUUCAGCCGCCAAGAAGCUCGUUCAAAAAUGCGGUGACCUGCCCACUAUGUCAUCACCAGCCGGCCCAGCUCCGAAUGUACUUUCCGGUACCACCUCUCCGGGAAUAGGAUGGAGAAGUGCGUCAGGGGUGUCUAUGAGCUCGUCCAUUUCUUCCCUCGGCGAGUCACCACCAAGCUAUACCAUAGCCCGCCUGGCAGACUACACACGACACGAAGAGCGCAUGGCCCAGGUACGACUCGCACAAUGGGCGACGGACCUACAACGCAGCCUCCAGAACGAACGGGAGCGAUACGCGGCGCUGGCACGAGGCGACCGCGCUAUCUGGCUAACGGAACGACUGAGCGAGUGCGUAGUCGAUGGGUCGUUAGUGCCCAUCUCGCAGACGCCCGGUUUCUGCGGGCUGCACAUUCCAGCCAGCGACAAGAGUGGCGGCGGUUUGGACGUGAUGAAGGAAUACCGUGUUGCUGGAUUGAGUCCGCAUGACCCGCUGGGAGUGGUUGGGUGGAUCGACGAUAUCGGACGACGCGGCUGGAUUAUUGUCCAGAUUGUGGGGAGUGUUGGGGUGGUUGGUGGGUUGGCAUUGUGGGUGGCUCGGUCUUGGGGACUUUCAACGCGAAGUCUUUCGGACUUGCAGUUCGAUCACUGGUGUGGGAGUAUUGAGCAGUGA